AUGCAUUUUAUCUUCUCAGAUGAGGUGGUGCUUCUAUUUAAUUUCUGGAAUGUCCACAGUCCCACAGGCAUGGCCCUUUCUGUGUUGGUGGUCCUCCUCAUGGCUGUGUUGUAUGAAGGCAUCAAGGUUGGCAAAGUCAAGUUGCUCUACCAGGCACUGGCAAGCUUGCCAACCCCCACCCACCAGCAGCAGUUCAUCGAGGAGACAGACGGAGAAUCGAUAGGCUCAGAUUUACUCCCAGACAGCAGAACCCGCCUCAGGUGGUUUUUGUGUCACUUUGGCCAGUCUCUCAUCCACGUCGCUCAGGUGGUCAUUGGCUACUUCAUGAUGCUGGCUGUUAUGUCGUACAACACCUGGAUUUUCCUCGGCGUGGUCCUGGGCUCAGCUGUGGGCUACUACCUAGCCUACCCACUUCUCAGCAUGGCUUAG
Chrysochloris asiatica (Cape golden mole) is the source of this 429-nucleotide messenger RNA. RefSeq names its product solute carrier family 31 (copper transporter), member 2 (gene SLC31A2). Gene Ontology annotation, cellular component: membrane. The transcript is spliced from 3 exons. Gene Ontology annotation, molecular function: copper ion transmembrane transporter activity. Gene Ontology annotation, biological process: copper ion transmembrane transport. The record is from RefSeq and is a predicted model, not a curated record. Lineage: Eukaryota; Metazoa; Chordata; Mammalia; Afrosoricida; Chrysochloridae. The coding region runs from base 1 to 429 and encodes 142 amino acids.